This is a messenger RNA of Coregonus sp. 'balchen', 16307 nucleotides long. Lineage: Eukaryota; Metazoa; Chordata; Actinopteri; Salmoniformes; Salmonidae. The record is from the annotation of a GenBank genome assembly.
AUGGAGGACCAUGAGGAGAUGGAACCUGAGCCACAACAGAAAGAAGAGGUGUCAGUCAUUACACCCCACCAGCAACAACAACAACAACAACAACAACAGCAGCAGCAGCAGCCCACGGACCCAGCGUCCCCUACUGUGGCCACCACUCCUGAACCUGUCCCCAUGGUAGGAGGGGACAAGACGUCCCCCAAGACUGCCGGUACUGAGCCGGAGUAUGAGGUAAUCACACAGUGUAGCAAUUACAUAUCAUGUAUACCACUUAGCAGACAGUCAUCCACCAGACACUGACUGAUAGUACAGUGAGUACAUUGGGAAGCUGAGGGGGUUCUCCUGGUGGUGUUGUUGUUGUUGACCGUUGUUGUUGUUGUUGUUGUUGUCCUGUAGGACGGGCGGGAUUUCGGCAUUGGGGAGCUGGUAUGGGGGAAGCUGAGGGGGUUUUCCUGGUGGCCUGGUCGUAUUGUCUCCUGGUGGAUGACCGGACGCAGCCGAGCUGCCGAGGGGACACGAUGGGUCAUGUGGUUCGGUGACGGAAAAUUCUCAGUGGUGAGUAAAAAACUGUAAAACAGCACAACAGUGUCGUGUUCAGUAGGCACCAAACAGAUGAAAACAGAGUGGAACUGGAAGGGACUACCUGGAUUAAUUUGUCCAUUUUCAGUUUCCGUUUUAAAACGUUUUGCUACAGUGUACCCUACCGAACACCACCUGUUAAAACAGCAUUUCUAUUCCACUAAUGAAUAAAAAAAUAAAAAAAUAUCAAUGACUCUUUUCCUACAGGUGUGUGUAGAGAAACUGUUGCCUUUCAGUUCCUUUGCCAACGCCUUCCACCAGCCCACCUUCAUCAAGCAGCCCAUGUAUAAGAAAGCCAUCUACGAGGUGCUACAGGUCAGUACGGGGUUAGCUUUCAUUAUGUCUCAUUCACAGCAUUCAGUCGUUUCCCAUCGCAGUCUUCGCAGCGGGUUAAAAGGUGGAAAUUACGUCAUUAUUACCAGUUCACAACUAGACCUGGAUUAUAAUCUGGUUGAAAUGGAUUAUAAUCUGGUUUUAAUGGAUUAUAAUCUGGUUGUAAUGGAUUAUAAUCUGGUUGUAAUGGAUUAUAAUCGGAUUGUAAUGGAUUAUAAUCUGGUUGUAAUGGAUUAUAAUCGGAUUGUAAUGGAUUAUAAUCUGGUUGUAAUGGAUUAUAAUCGGGUUGUAAUGGUUGUAGUUUGAUUGUGAUAAUGUCAUGUCAACCAGUUUUGUGCGCUGGGAGGGAUAGCUCAAAGAUACAGCACAUCUCAAAACCUUAGACCAUGGUUAGGCAACUAGAUUCAGCCGCGUGCCGAGUUUUGUCUGAGGGGAAUUUUCGGGGGGCCGGAACAUAGUUAUAAUAAUUUUGAACACUGCAAAUUUACCACAACUAAGCCCAAAAAGAGAUUGUAUUUGAAAAUAAAAAUCAUUCCAUACCUUGAUUACAUUGAGACACAAUCACGUCUCUUUUUUUAUUUGUGGGAAUAGUUGGGAACAGAUUUCCUAAAUUAAACAAAUUUGAAGAUGAAUUCCUGGUGAUUUAGUCUUUUUUGACCAAUAGCUAACCCCCCCACAUUUCUUUUUACAAAAUAAAUCACUGCCCGCGGGUCGCCUGUUGUCGACCCCUGCCAUACAAUUAGUCCUUUUACCUCUAAUUAGUCCUUUUGGAAGUUUUUCUUGGUAAGCCAUUCCCCUGCCAUAGACUGUUGAAAGAGGCAUCAAAUCCUCUAGAAUGAUGAUGUCAAUGUGCCAUUGAGCAAGGCACUUAACCCUAAUUGGGUCCAGGUCCGGUGUUGAUAAUGGCUGACCCUGGCCGUGACCCACUCUCCAAGGGAGUCACAGGGGGAGUUGGGAUAUGCAAAAAACACAUUUCCAAUUCACAUGUGUAUAAUACUCACUUGUGAAGUAAGAGAAAUAAGCCACCAAAUUAUAAUAAUUAUUAUUAUUAUUAUAGAAUGGCUCCAAGAAGAUCUACUCUACUCUCGCUUAUAAUGCCUACUGUAAGUCACUCUGGAUAAGAGCGUCUGCUAAAUGAAUAAAAUGUCAAUGUAAAUACCUACUAGUAUACAUACAUACAGUGCAUUCGGAAAGUAUUCAGACCCCUUGACUUUUUCUACAUUUUGUUACGUUACAGCCUUAUUCUAAAAUUGAUUAAAAAACAUUUUGCAAAUGUAUUUCAAAUUAAAAUAUAUCACAUUUACAUAAGUAUUCAAUCCCUUUACUCAGUACUUUGUUGAAGCACCUUUGGCAGCGAUUACAGCCUUGAUUCUUGUUGGGUAUGAUGCUACAAGCUUGGCACACCUGUAUUUGGGGAGUUUCUCCAAUUCUUCUCUGCAGAUCCUCUCAAGCUCUGUCAGGUUGGAUGGGGAGCGUCGCUGCACAGCUAUUUUCAGGUCUCUCCAGAGUUCGAUCGGGUUCAAGUCCGGGCUCUGGCUGGGCCACCCAAGGACAUUCAGAGACUUGUCCCAAAGCCACUCCUGCAUUGUCUUGGCUGUGUGCUUAGGGUCGUUGUCCUGCUGGAAGGUGAACAUUCGCUCCAGUCUGAGGUCCUGAGCGCUCUGGAGCAGGUUUUCAUCAAGGAUCUCUCUGUACUUUGCUCCGUUCAUCUUUCCCUCGAUCCUGACUAGUCUCCCAGUCCUUGCAACUGAAAGACAUCCCCACAGCAUGAUGCUGCCACCACCAUGCUUCACCGUAGGGAUGGUGGCAGGUUUCCUCCAGGUGUGACGCUUGGCAUUCAAGCCAAAGAGUUCAAUCUUGGUUUCAUCAGACCAGAUAAUCUUGUUUCUCAUGGUCUGAGAGUCCUUUAGGUGCCUUUUGGCAAACUCCAAGCAGGCUGUCAUGUGCCUUUUACUGAGGAGUGGCUUCCGUCUGGCCACUCUACCAUAGAAGCCUAAUUGGUGGAGUGCUGCAGAGUUGGUUGGCCUUCUGGAAGUUUCUCCCAUCUUCACAGAGUAACUCAGGAGCUCUGUCAGAGUGACCAUCGGGUUCUUGGUCGCCUCCCUGACCAAGGCCCUUCUCCCCCGAUUGCUCAGUUUUGCCGGGCGGCCAGGUCUAGGAAGAGUCUUGGUGGUUCCGAACUUCUUCCAUUUAAGAAUAAUGGAGAUCACUGUGUUCUUGGGGACCUUCAAUGCUGCAGAAAUGUUUUGGUACCCUUCCCCAGAUCUUGACACAAUCCUGUCUCGGAGCUCUACGGACAAUUACUUCGACCUCAUGGCUUGGUUUUUGCUCUGACAUGCACUGUCAACUGUGGGACCUUAUAUAGAAAGGUGUGUGCCUUUCCAAAUAAUGUCCAAUCAAUUGGAUUUACCACAGGUGGGCUCCAAUCAAGUUGUAGAAACAUCUCAAGGAUGAUCAAUGGAAACAGGAUGCACCUGAGCUCAAUUUCGAGUGUCAUAGCAAAGGGUCUGAAAAAUGUAUUUUUUUCUCAAAAAGAUAGGAGUACAAUUUAUUGACACCCCGUUUUCAAUACCUUUCAAUAGCUCACCUUGCGAGGAUAACAGCACUGAGCCUUUUCUAAAAUGUUUUAUUAGUUGGAUAACACUUUGGGAGGGAUCUUAGAUCAUUCCUCAAUACAGAAUACAUCCAGAUCCUUGAUAUCCUUUGUCUGCGCUUAUGGACUGCCCACUUCAAUUCAAACCACACGUUUUCAAUGGGUUUCAAGUCCGGAGAUUGAGCUGGCCUUUGGAAAAUUUAGAUUUUGUGGCCAAUUAACCAUUUAUUUGUGGAUUGUGAUGUGUGCUUGGAGUUAUUGUCUUGCUGGAAGAUCCACUUGCGGCCAAGUUUCAGCCUCCUGGCAGAGGCAACCAUGUUUUGGGCUAAAAUGUCCUGGUACUUGGUAAAGUUCAUGAUGCCGUUGACCUUUACAAGGACCAGUGGAAGCAAAAUAGCCCCAUAACAUCAAAGAUCCACCACCAUAUUUUACAGUAGGUAUGGGGUUAUUUUCUAUUGUGCGUUCUCAUUUAGACGCCAAACCCUCCAAAAAGCUCUAUUUUCAUGUCAUCUGACCAAAACAUCAGUUCCAAUCCAAGUGCCAAUGCCGUUUAGCAAACUCCAGGCGUUUACAUUUGUUGAAUGACAUGAAAAUAUAGCUUUUUUACUUCUUAAACAAAACAAAGCAAUUGUAUUAGUAUGAAAUAAUUUAAUUUCCCCAAAAAUGUUUACAUACAAUAUUGCUCAGUAUUUUAUUUAUUUAUUUUAUACAGUCAUUUUUGCUCAUCUUUAUCAAGGGUGUCAAUCAUUUCGGACCCCACUGUACACACACACACACACACACACACACACACACACACACACACACACACACACACACACACACACACACAAACACACAAACACACAAACAUGAUGAUAACACUGACAGGUCAUGUCUCUUUGCAGGUGGCUAGCACCCGAGCAGGCAAAGCCUUCCUAGCCUGUCCAAAGAGCGAUCAGACAGACACCUCCAAGUCAGUGGAUCUACACAACAACCAGAUGAUAGAUUGGGCUGUGACAGGCUUCCAACCCACCGGACCCAAGGGCCUAGAGCCACCAGACGGUAAGUUAAAAGUUUCAUGUUUAUUUGACAAUGAUUUGUAGUGAAUAUAUUGGAAACCACCUGAGCAUAGAGCCAUCUGAGGGCAAGAGGAGCUCAUAACAUGUUAAAAGCCUACAUUAUGAAGGCUCAUACAUACAAUACCAUUGUAGUGUCCAUGUUACAGUGGCCAAGGGAAAUGUGUUUUCUGCUCCGUUCUCAACCCCCACCCAGACAGCACACAUCACACACAGUUGAGAGAAGCACAGGGCCAGGCUGCGGCUGGAGAGCAUGUUGUGGGGUUAAAGGCCUUGUUGCUCGCCGGCCCAACUGUAGGGGAAUGUCUUUAGGAUGUGAUCCCAGCAGCCCUCCAGUUGCCAGAUCAAUUCCCCCCUUUUUUCCAGCGCCCGGCCCGGGAUUCAGACCGGCCACCUUGCGGCUACAGGUCCAACUCCUUAGCCGCUGGGCUACCUACCGCCCCUACCUACCUACACGCUUAUAAACAAGUAAUAAACCUAUAUACCGGCAGGCUUUAAAUAAAGUGUUACCGAAAUGAGCGCCACAAAGAAAGCGGAAGCUCAAUUUAUACACCAUAUGCUAGAUGUAUUACACUAGAGCUAACAUGGCACAUAAUGGGCAAAUAAUGACUGACUUGGGUAGUACUCUGUUUCCCUCUGCUUAUCAGAGGUGUUUAUUGUCUUACUCAUAUGCCCCGCCCACCAGAGGAGCGCAACCCAUAUAAGGAGGUGUACCCUGACGUGUGGGUGGAGCCAGAGGCGGCAGCCUACACGCCCCCUCCAGCCAAAAAGCCUCGCAAAAGCACAGCAGCCGAGAAACCCAAGGUCAAGGAGAUGAUUGACGAGGGGACGAGAGGUGAGGCGGCUCCUUUAAGUGGCUUAAAUAGGGGUUGUGACCCCUAUAUACUUCCUCCUCAGGGAGGAUCUCAGGGCUGUGUGUGUGUGUGUGUGUGUGUGUGUGUGUGUGUGUGUGUGUGUGUGUGUGUGUGUGUGUGUGUGUGUGUGUGUGUGUGUGUGACAGGGUAGCAGGUGCUUUGUACUAGAAGUCAAAGGGUUAACACGUUCAAUUCUGUUAAUGAGUGUAGGUGUUGUAUGUUAUGUAGCUGUUAAAUGUUAUGUAGCUCUUAUCUAGCUUUUAUGUAGUUGUUAUAAAUGUACUCAGCCUAACUCUUGUUACAAUACACUUUAUAUUGUAGAUAGAUCUAUUUAAUAUCUUAAAAGCAAAAUGGAGGGGUAGGAGGAGGUAUGUCUGCAGAUUGUUUUUUACAUGUCUUGAAGAUGUCAUCUGUAAAGAUGUAUCUGUUUGCAGAUGGAAACAAAAGUAAACAUGUCAUCCCCCACGAAUGAUACAACAAACAUGCAUAUCAUAUCCUGAUCUGAAACUGUGUUCUGUCUGUUUCCAGAGAGACUUGUGUAUGAAGUGAGACAGAAGUGCAGAAGCAUAGAGGGUAAGUGUUCUGUCUCUGUGUUCAGACAGCCAGGGUCGUGUUCAGACAGCCAGGGUCGUGUUCAGACAGCCAGGGUUGUGUUCCAUUUGGUGCCUACUGAACACGACCCUGGCUACCUGAACACGACCCUGGCUGUCUGAACACGACCCUGGAAACCCGAACAUGACCCUGGCUGUCUGAACACGACCCUGGUUGUUUGAACAUAUAUGAGUCCUGAAAGCAUAUUGGCUUUCCUUAUGAAAUGUACAUUCUUCUCACAUCUGUUCAAAUAUGCUUUUUGAAUCCAAGGCUGGAUGCAUGGCAGUGGGGUUGUCAGAUCUUGUGUGCGUUGGACUUUCUUGACAGCGGAUUGCGCAGUCAGAUGGAACAGAGUAAAUAGGCAUUUUAACAUCAUAGAUUUAGCCGGUGGUAACUUGUGGAAUAGACACCGGCUGGAAUGCGAUUUUAACCAAUCAGCAUUCAGGAUUAGACCCACCUGUUGUAUAAAUGUUCAUAAAGGACUCUGUUUACGCACCUUUUUCUUUUGUGAGUAGUUGCUAGAUGCCUAUUAUGUUAAAGCAGCGUCUCUCCAUCAGAAAUCAGUUACCCACUUAUUGAUUUACAUCUCUGAGCAAUCACUUGUUGGUUUUACCACUACAUUCUGUCUUUCUCCACAGACAUCUGCAUCUCCUGUGGAAGUUUGAAUGUUUCCCGUGAACACCCUCUGUUUGCUGGAGGAAUGUGCCAGAGCUGCAAAGUAAGGAGGGAAGAAGAGGCCAUCGAGGCCAUGAAUUCAGGACCAGCUGUAGGAGUCAGGACCAGCUGUAGGAGUCAGGACCAGCUGUAGGAGUCAGGACCAGCUGUAGGAGUCAGGACUAGCUGUAGGAGUCAGGACCAGCUGUAGGAGUCAGGACUGUCUGUAGGAGUCAGGACUAGCUGUAGGAGUCAGGACUGUCUGUAGGAGUCAGGACUAGUUGUAGGAGUCAGGACCAGCUGUAGGAGUCAGGACCAGCUGUAGGAGUCAUGACCAGCUGUAGGAGUCAGGACCAGCUGUAGGAGUCAGGACUAGCUGUAGGAGUCAGGACCAGCAGUAGGAGUCAGGACCAGCUGUAGGAGUCAGGACCAGCUGUAGGAGUCAGGACUACCUGUAGGAGUCAGGACCAGCUGUAGGAGUCAGGACCAGCUGUAGGAGUCAGGACCACCUGUAGGAGUCAGGACCAGCUGUAGUAGUCAGGACCAGCUGUAGGAGUCAGGACCAGCUGUAGGAGUCAGGACUACCUGUAGGAGUCAGGACCAGCUGUAGGAGUCAGGACCAGCUGUAGGAGUCAGGACCACCUGUAGGAGUCAGGACCACCUGUAGGAGUCAGGACCAGCUGUAGUAGUCAGGACCAGCUGUAGGAGUCAGGACCAGCUGUAGGAGUCAGGACUACCUGUAGGAGUCAGGACCAGCUGUAGGAGUCAGGACCAGCUGUAGGAGUCAGGACUGUCUGUAGGAGUCAGGACUAGCUGUAGGAGUCAGGACUGUCUGUAGGAGUCAGGACUAGUUGUAGGAGUCAGGACCAGCUGUAGGAGUCAGGACCAGCUGUAGGAGUCAUGACCAGCUGUAGGAGUCAGGACCAGCUGUAGGAGUCAGGACUAGCUGUAGGAGUUAGGACCAGCAGUAGGAGUCAGGACCAGCUGUAGGAGUCAGGACCAGCUGUAGGAGUCAGGACUACCUGUAGGAGUCAGGACCACCUGUAGGAGUCAGGACCAGCUGUAGGAGUCAGGACCAGCUGUAGGAGUCAGGACCAGCUGUAGGAGUCAGGACCACCUGUAGGAGUCAGGACCAGCUGUAGUAGUCAGGACCAGCUGUAGGAGUCAGGACCAGCUGUAGGAGUCAGGACUACCUGUAGGAGUCAGGACCAGCUGUAGGAGUCAGGACCAGCUGUAGGAGUCAGGACCACCUGUAGGAGUCAGGACCACCUGUAGGAGUCAGGACCAGCUGUAGUAGUCAGGACCAGCUGUAGGAGUCAGGACCAGCUGUAGGAGUCAGGACUACCUGUAGGAGUCAGGACCAGCUGUAGGAGUCAGGACCAGCUGUAGGAGUCAGGACCACCUGUAGGAGUCAGGACUAGCUGUAGGAGUCAGGACCACCUGUAGGAGUCAGGACUACCUGUAGGAGUCAGGACUACCUGUAGGAGUCAGGACCAGCUGUAGGAGUCAGGACCAGCUGUAGGAGUCAGGACCAGCUGUAGGAGUCAGGACCAGCUGUAGGAGUCAGGACCACCUGUAGGACUCAGGACCAGCUGUAGGAGUCAGGACCACCUGUAGGACUCAGGACCAGCAGUAGGAGUCAGGACCAGCUGUAGGAGUCAGGACCAGCUGUAGGAGUCAGGACUACCUGUAGGAGUCAGGACCACCUGUAGGAGUCAGGACUACCUGUAGGAGUCAGGACCACCUGUAGGAGUCAGGACCAGCAGUAGGAGUCAGGACUACCUGUAGGAGUCAGGACCAGCUGUAGGAGUCAGGACUACCUGUAGGAGUCAGGACCACCUGUAGGAGUCAGGACCAGCUGUAGGAGUCAGGACCACCUGUAGGAGUCAGGACUAGCUGUAGGAGUCAGGACCAGCUGUAGGAGUCAGGACCAGCAGUAGGAGUCAGGACCAGCUGUAGGAGUCAGGACCAGCUGUAGGAGUCAGGACCAGCUGUAGGAGUCAGGACCAGCUGUAGGAGUCAGGACCAGCAGUAGGAGUCAGGACCAGCUGUAGGAGGGCUGUAUGUAUCAAGUGUCUGCAGCAGGAGUGCUGACUUAAGAUCAGUUUUGCUUUCAGAUCACAAUAAAAAAGAUUACAAGGACAGGUUGGACAUGAUCUCCGAUCAGCACUCCUAUGAUCUCCGGUCUAACUCCCCUCUAGGUUGGAAGUUCUGCUUUAGGUCCUAUUUAAAGCUCUCUCUUACCAAAACACAAACACAGCUUACAGGAAAGGCUCACAGAAUCACUAGACAGAUAAUGUGUGUUAACGAUAAGGCUAUUACAAUCACAACAAGCACAGUACACAGUCAGUGUUCCCUGUGAGCCAAUGACACUUAGUAUUCACAUAUUGAGUAGUGGUUUUCUGAUUGCCACUUGUUGUUCUUUUAAUAGUAAUAUUGACAUAAUAAUGUAUUCAACUUAUCGAGCGCAUAUCAUUACACAACGAAUCUCAAAGCUGAAAUGUUUUGUCAUUAUGUCCCAGAACUGCUUUCUAGAAUGUGCGUAUCAGUAUGACGACGAUGGUUACCAGUCAUACUGCACCAUCUGCUGUGGGGGACGAGAGGUGCUCAUGUGUGGAAACAACAACUGCUGCAGGUGAGUGGACUACUUUCAUAUGAUGCUGAGUUCAGUAAUAUGUGUGUUAUUGUUCAUUAACUUGAUGUGUGAUUCACUCAGUGUGUGAGUGUACCGGUUUACGUUUAUCGUUGUUGUUUGCAUAAGUGUGUGUUUCUUUGUGUGUGUGUGUGUGCGUGUACAGUAUGUUGGUUCAUACGUUUGUGUGAUUGCGUGGGUCUGUGUGUGUGUGUGUGUGUGUGUGUGUGUGUGUGUGUACAGUAUGUUGGUUCAUACGUUUGUGUGAUUGCGUGGGUCUGUGUGUGUGUGUGUGUGUGUGUACAGUAUGUUGGUUCAUACGUUUGUGUGAUUGCGUGGGUCUGUGUGUGUGUGUGUGUGUGUUUGUGUGUGUACAGUAUGUUGGUUCAUACGUUUGUGUGAUUGCGUGGGUCUGUGUGUGUGUGUGUGUGUGUGUGUGUGUGUGUGUGUGUGUGUACUAGUGUCUAGCAGUACAUUAUGUAAUCCAAGAUGGCGAAGUAGUGCAGUCCUGUUUCUGUCGUGUGUCUGUAAAUAGCCUGUAAAUACGCUACAUUUGCACACACUGUAUAUAUAUUUUCUGUUGUAUUUCUGACUUUAUGUUUUUUUUACCCCAUAUGUAACUCUGUGUUGUUUUUAUUGCACUACUUUGCUUUAUCUUGGCCAGGUCGCAGUUGUAAAUGAGAACCUGUUCUCAACUGGCUUACCUGGUUAAAUAAAGGUGAAAUAAAAAAAUAAAAAUAAAAAUUAACGUACCUCCCCCGUCCCCUCCAGGUGUUUCUGUGUGGAGUGUGUUGACCUACUGGUGGGGCCAGGCGCAGCACAGAUAGCUAUAAAAGAGGAUCCCUGGUGCUGCUACAUGUGUGAGAAGGGUCAGAAGGGGGUGUUCGGCCUGCUGGAGCGUCACACUGACUGGCCCUGCCGUCUACAGCACUUCUUCGCUAACAAUCAUGACCAAGAUUUUGUGAGUAGUUCCUCAGUACUACCUGUAUGUGUGAAGUUCACAGCCACAGAGCCACAAUGAGUCUCUGUUCCAUUGUGACACACUGUGUGUGUGUAUAACAGCCAAAUGAGCUCCCUAAAUCUGCAAUAAUGAGCAGGCAGACUAUCACGGCUAUGGGACUCUAUGAAUAGGGCUUCAAACCGUAGAGACAGCUGAUGUCAUUCCAGGCUCCCUCUCCUCUGGGUCAAAACUGAGCCGUAUCUUCCUCUCUCGCGCUCAUAGCGAAGCAGAUCGAGAGAGAAUAGAGCGCUCAGAGCGAUGGUAGUCAUAUCGGAGGCUAGAUCCAGGAGUGAGAGCUCGUAUCGAGCGUAGCGAUGCGAUCGCGGUCUCGAGCGAUGAGCGAGCUCUCUCUCUCUCUCUCUAUCUCUCUCUUAUCUCUCUCUCGCUCUCGUCUCUCAUCUCUAUCUCAUGCUCUCAUCUCUCAUCUCUCUCUCUCCUCUCUCGUCUCUCUCUCUCUCUGUUCUUUCACAGGAACAACCAAAGCUUUACCCUCCAGUCAUGGCAGAGAAGAGACAACCUAUUCGUGUCCUGUCACUGUUCGACGGCAUAGCAACAGGUUAGACAGGAAUCUCCCCUUCUGUCCUCUUCUCCCCCCCCCUCUCCUCCUUCCCCUCUCGCCUCCUCUCCUCCUUCCCCUCUCCCCUCUUCUCCUUGACACAAAGCCCUUUGAGGUCUCUGUCUCUACAAAACGUUCUGUCUGCCUCAGGUUUCACUGGGACUGGCCCCCUAACCCAUGACUAUAUUUACUACACUGACUGUCUAUUGUGGUAUAGAUAUAUAGAUAGACAUCAACCUAAUCCACACAGUAUGCUGUUUAACCAUAUUGUCUAGCAGUGCACUUAUCAUACCUUUCCUGUCUGUCCUUCACUUCCCUAUCUGUUCAAUAAAACCACACAAAAAUACAAAAGAUGGUGUAAUUCCCACUCCUGUAGAAAGACAAGACCUUCAGUGUUGUGUCUGUAUUCUGUCAUUCAGUUCAGUUCAUCAUGAUUUAAAUAGGAUCAUCCAUUCUAUCUAACCAGGAUAAUCCACUGUCAGUGUUGUCCAGGGAGUCAUGGUGUCCAUCAAAAGAACAACAACAUGCUACUGUUUGACCUCAUUGCUCUUUGACCACUGACCUUUAGGUCUGCUGGUGCUAAAGGAGCUGGGUAUCCAGGUGGAGCGCUACGUGGCGUCGGAGGUGUGUGACGACUCCAUCACGGUUGGCAUCGUCAGGCAUCAGGGACGCAUCAUGUACGUGGGCGACGUGAGGAACGUCACACGCAAACAUGUGAGUCCAUCAUAUAGUAUAAUGUUAUGAACUGUGAGAGUAGAUCAAGGCCACUCCCAAUAGCCUGGCUCAAAGACGGACGCCCUAGCCACAGUCUCUCAAUAAGGAUAUCCCAAUAGCCUGGCUCAAAGACGGACGCCCUAGCCACAGUCUCUCAAUAAGGAUAUCCCAAUAGCCUGGCUCAAAGACGAACGCCCCUAGCCACAGUCUCUCAAUAAGGAUAUCCCAAUAGCCUGGCUCAAAGACGGACGCCCUAGCCACAGUCUCUCAAUAAGGAUAUCCCAAUAGCCUGGCUCAAAGACGAACGCCCUAGCCACAGUCUCUCAAUAAGGAUAUCCCAAUAGCCUGGCUCAAAGACGGACGCCCUAGCCACAGUCUCUCAAUAAGGAUAUUACAAUAGCCUGGCUCAAAGACGGACGCCCUAGCCACAGUCUCUCAAUAAGGAUAUCCCAAUAGCCUGGCUCAAAGACAAACGCCCUAGCCACAGUCUCUCAAUAAGGAUAUCCCAAUAGCCUGGCUCAAAGACGAACGCCCUAGCCACAGUCUCUCAAUAAGGAUAUCCCAAUAGCCUGGCUCAAAGACGAACGCCCUAGCCACAGUCUCUCAAUAAGGAUAUCCCAAUAGCCUGGCUCAAAGAUGAACGCCCUAGCCACAGUCUCUCAAUAAGGAUAUCCCAAUAGCCUGGCUCAAAGACGAACGCCCUAGCCACAGUCUCUCAAUAAGGAUAUCCCAAUAGAGAAAGAUUGUAAGGCGCCUAUCAGCGAGGGUUAUUACAAUAGCACUUUAUAUGACAUUACUUCAACCGCUAAAGCACAAAAUGUAUCUCUUAGUUGGAUGAUCUGUCUAUUUUGUCUUUCUCAUCUCAUGUCCAUUGUUUUCCUGUUCUCUCGCUCCCUUGGUAACAGUUACACGAAUGGGGCCCCUUUGACUUAGUGAUUGGUGGAAGUCCGUGUAACGACCUCUCUAUUGUCAACCCAGCUAGGAAGGGUCUUUAUGGUAGGUGACAACAACCCUUUUAAAUGUAUCACUUGUGUUCUGGGACCGGUGAAUACUUAUUUCCUGUAGCGGAAUUUUAAAUGCAUGUCCUUCUCUGUCUCUCCUGUAGAGGGCACUGGUCGGCUGUUCUUUGAGUUCUACCGCCUGCUGCACGAGGCUCGGCCCAAAGAGGGCGACAACCGGCCGUUCUUCUGGCUCUUUGAAAACGUGGUGGCAAUGGGUGUCAGUGACAAGAGGGACAUCUCUCGCUUUCUAGAGGUUUGUUCCUUUACAGAGACUAUUUAACUUCUAGAAGAACGAAUUGUACUAUAUAUCAGUCAUGAAAGUCAUGUAUGUCAGUCAUCCAUUGGAAUAUGGAUUCAUGUAUUAUGAAUGACACCUUGUGGUGAUAAUUGACAGUGCAUGCUGUCAAUAUACACAUUUAGUUAGGUUAUGAAGGAACAAUUUAAACUGUUAAUUUAAAGAUAUGAAUUGAUCAUUGUAUGAGAUUCUCCUUAUACAAAAUACUAUCUCCAGUACAUCCUUCAAUUACAUCCUCCGGGUCACUAUUGCAAAAAAGAAUGUGUUUUCAAUAACUUGGUUAAAUAAAGGUUAAAUGAACAUUCUGUCUCUCCUCUUCCAGUGUAACCCGGUGAUGAUCGAUGCCAAGGAGGUGACUGCUGCCCACCGUGCCCGCUACUUCUGGGGCAACCUGCCUGGCAUGAACAGGUUGGUGAGAGAACGGUGAGGGAAGAAACAGCCAGCCUGUCACCUAAAGCAAUUUAUACCUGGGCUAGUUCCUGAGCCAGUCAAACCCCGGAACCAAAUAAUCCUAAUCACCUUUUUUAUCUCUCCCCCCUCUCUUCUCUCUCUCCCUCUCUCUCUCUUCUCUCUCUCUCUCUCUCUCUCUCUCUCUCUCUCUCUUUCUCUCUUUCUCACACAAUCUCGCUCUCUCGCUCUUUCUCUCUCUCUCUCACACACACCCUCUCUCUCUCUCUCUUUCUCUCUCACACACACUCUCUCUCUCUUUUACUCUCUCACACUCUCCUCUCUCACUCUCUCUCUCUGUCUCUCUCUCUCUCUCUGUCUCUCUCUCACUCUCUCUCUAUCGAUCUCUCUCUCUAUUUUCACACAUCCCUUACUUUUCCAUCUCUAUUCCUCUUCAGACCGUUGACGGCCAUGUGCACUGACAGACUAGACCUUCAGGACUGUUUGGAGCACGGCAGAACAGCGAAGGUCAGUUAUUCUUGUAUUUUUGUAGCUGUGCUUUUGCUGCUGUGGCAUUGACCAAAUUAUGCAUAUGGCCAAAAAUAUAAUUUAUAUUAUUCAUUAAUUUGAUUAACUUAGUUCAAGAUAUUGUUGAGUGUGAGUACCUUUUGAACUGUCGAAUGAAAUGUUUGGUCAUAUGGACAAUUUGGUCUGUAAACAAUACUUGGUGAUCCUAUUCUCAUGCACCAGCCGCUUAGUGUGUCCACCCUCUGGUUUCCCCUCAGUUUGGCAAAGUGAGGACCAUCACCACUCGCUCUAAUUCCAUUAAGCAGGGUAAAGACCAGCACUUUCCCGUCUUCAUGAACGAGAAGGAGGACAUUCUCUGGUGCACUGAGAUGGAGAGGUAGGAACUGAUUACCUUUCAAAUUAUUUAAUCAUACCAUAAUUAAAUGACUUUAAUACGAGCAGUUUUUCACAGUGAGAUACCUCUUUAUUAUAAAAUGAUUCCCUUACAGAAAGUGAUAGAUAUGAUUCCAAUGUACCCUCCUAUGGAGAACCUAAAGUCAAUCUCACAGCAAAUAUAGCCCCAUGUCACUCAUUCUCAAGGCUCUCUUCCUCUCUUUUUCCCUCUGUAUCUAUCCAUCUGUCUCUUGCUCUGUCUGUCUCUUGUUCCCUCUGGUGGCUGUCUGGUUACUGUCUCCCUCCCCAGGGUGUUUGGCUUCCCAGUCCAUUACACAGACGUGUCCAACAUGAGUCGGCUGGCCAGGCAAAGGCUUCUGGGAAGGUCGUGGAGUGUACCGGUCAUCCGCCACUUGUUUGCACCACUCAAAGAAUACUUUGCCUGUGUUUAACAAGACUUGGCUCAACAAACCAUCACAAACAUAUAACUGAUGUUGUAACUAGAAACAUGAGCAUUGGUGAAAUUAUACUACUCCCUGGUAUCAUUUCCCAGGCAAGCAAAACAUCAUCAACGUAAAUAUUUCACAUUAUUUCUAGUAAUUUGAAAUGUUCUUCUUAUUCUAUUUAAUAUGUAUAUGUAAUUUUACCUUUUAGCAGUGUUAUCCAGUGUUAUUUUUUAAAUUGAUUUAUUUGUGCAAGCUAUACUUGAGACAAGGCUUUCUUCUCAAGGCACUGAGAAAGAAGUAACUAGGAUCUGUGUGGUUUUUAGAAUAAGGACUGGGAUUGGAUGAUUGGAAAAUAUCUGAAAGAGAGUUUAUGAUACUGUAUGUGCAGUAUGUAUGUGAAAGAUGUUGGCUGUGUAGGCAUGAUUUUCUAUUGGCCAAUAUCUGAAGUGGGUGAAGCAAGCCACCGAUAGUAUAGUCAUGUUGUGUUUUGAUUCCUCCAGCUACUGAGCCUCGCAGAGCUAAAGUGAAUAAGGGUGAUUUUCUUCAGUGUGACAGAAAGCUGUGUCUUAAUGAAUCCAAAACACCAGAUCACAUAUACCUCUUUGUUUAAAGUUUAUAUACACAGUUAACUGAAGGUAAAGGUACUACUGUAAAAUGGUUCCAAUACCCAUGGUGCUUCACGACGAUAGGAAGCAUCACAGUCCAUGUGGCACAGGCACUACACUUUAGACAAGAUGGGAAUUUUAAAGAUAACAUCGCCUGGAAGGUUUUUUUUUUCAGUGUAAUGUUUUGACUAUUUAAAGAAGUUCUGUGUUAUUUUAGUAACUUUAAAUGAUUUCAAAGUGGCGAUUAAUGAAGGCGUGGUGACAGAAGACUGCAGAAUAAUAUGCCAUAUCCUCUUUUCUGUUUUACAGCUUUUAUAAACAUCAAUUCUACUGGUGUUUUUUUAAAAUCAUUUUUCAAGCCUUGCUACAUAUAAACUCAGGCUCCCAUGCAUGCCUGUGUCUAACUCUGCACAAACAGAAAAUGAAGCUAGCCACAUGGGCAGUGAUGUAUUCUGUCGUUACAACAACAACAACAACAUACCUUAAGAUCAAAGUCUGUGGUGAACUACUUUUUUCAAGUUUCAUCCUGACCAAUGUCGUUACUGUACAACUGUUAGUGAGCAUGGUGGUUGGACUGGAGGGAGGGCGGGUGGCCUGGGUUUUCCACAACAAAGUAAAGACUCUCCUUCCCUUUUCACCCCUGCAAACUACAUACUGUCAGGUGCAAAUCUUCUAACAAUAUGGUGCGGCUUCACAAUGUUCUUCUACCUUUUUAUAGCAAUUUUGUGCUGUUUUACCAACAUUAUAAAGCACUUUUGAUAUGUAUACUUCCUUUUUUUUCUUUAGUAUUUUAAAAUGUUUCUUCUUGGUUUUUCUUGUGAAAUGUUAUGUUUUUGUUUUUAUGAUGUAAACUGUUCUACAGCUGUGUAAUACAGUAUGUUUUCUAUACAGUAGGGCUGUGCCAAUAGAAGUGGAAGAAUGGACUCAUAGAAUUAUGUUAAAUCCAUGUAUCCAUGGAAAUGAUUGAUUAUUGAUCCUACUCAAUGUACAGUAGAUGAAUAGAAAAUGAUUGAUGUGCCCCAUUUCCAUAUCGUCUUCUGUUGAGAGCCGUAAUUCAGUAUGUCAUCCUCUGGAUAAAAAAAGAAUGUGUCUAUUUCUAUUAAGAUUGUAGGAUUUAAAAC